This is a messenger RNA of Paramecium octaurelia, 1564 nucleotides long. Lineage: Eukaryota; Ciliophora; Oligohymenophorea; Peniculida; Parameciidae. The record is from the annotation of a GenBank genome assembly.
AUGUAUAAUUUAUACGUUCGAAUAUCUAUUAUAUGUGGUGCUUUGUCAACUUCAUAUUUUGUCAAUUAGUAUUUUGAAGAGACUUACUUUCGGAGGCUCCGAUUCAUCAGAAAAUUAGCAAGAACCUAUUUUAAGAAAGAUGAUGGUACAGAGUUGUUCGACGAUUAGAUUAUUGGUAAUGUAGUCGCUAGGAGUGAUGGAAUGCAUCUACAUUUUGGUAACAUGAAACAAUAUGUUGCAUAAAAGUUUUCCACACCUACAGCAAUCAUUUAUGUUUAAAAAGUGGAGGCCAUCAAAAAAAUAGUAUAAAAAGCAGCUAAAUAUGGAUUUAAAGUUACUACUAUGGAUGUUGAUAGUAUUGAAGACUAUAAACAAUAGUUAUAAAAUAAUCUAAACUUAUCUUAAAAGGAGAUAAAGAGGCUUACUUAUUGUAAAUUCCCUUUUUUAAUCAUUAAUCUUAGGAAGGUUCAGCAUAAAGAAUAUGAUUAGUAAACUCAAAUUGUUAAAGUAGGAGUAGGAAAUAGAGUGUAAGAUGUGAAUUAAUUUUUGGCCUAAUAUGGAAGAAGAAUCCCAUUAUCGGGGUAACAAAGAUUAUUUACCAUUUUAAGUGACAAUUCUACUCCCUUGGAUUCAGUGGAAUAUGACAAUCUAAACUAAAUUGUUACUGGGUUAGUUGCUAUUUCACCAACCUCUCAUCAACUUCAAACUGAAAGUCCCACAGCUUCACCUAUCAUCAAUUAAUUAUUUAUUGGGCAAUAACAUCGAUUUGGAAUUGUAUAUGAAGUUUCACUAAAAACUGAAUCUUUGGAAUUACCUGUUAAAUAAGAGAUUAAUUUAGACAAAAAAUUUAUCAGUAAAACUAAUUUGUACUAUUUGUUCGAUUCAUUAAUUAAAUUAUCUUAAUAACAAAGAUAAAAAGUAUAAAUUUAAAUAAAUUGAUUAGAUCUAAUUUCUCUAUGAUUGUAAUUCGAACUAAUAUAAAAUAAUCUAAUAAGGAACCUAAAACCUCCCAGAUUUGAAGUAAACUCUAGAUAAUGUAGUUGAUAAAUAUGUGACACGAUAAUUAUGGAAUCACAAUAGUAAUAAACAGACCAACAACAAUAUUAAUCACAAUAGUAAUAAAUAGACCAACAAUAUUAAUCACAAUAAUAAUUUAAAUGAAGAAAUGACUCUGCAAUUAAAAUAUCAGCUUUCUUCUUAGCAAUUAUUAUCUUGCCUACUACAACUAAAAGAAUUACAAUUGAAAUAGCAGUAACAAUAAUUUUUAGUGCAGGUUGAUUUCAAAACUGGAUUUCUUACUGUAAACAUUAAUAAUCAUCUGCCAUCAAAUGAAAAAUUAUAAAUGGUCAAAUCGUUUACUCAUUAUAUAAGUAAUAGAAAAGGCAGAUUUAUUUAAUGCAAUGAUAAAUUAAUUAACAGAAUGCUCAAAUUAGAAACUUACCCUAUGGAAUUAGGAUUGAAUUCUAUGAGAUUGGAGCAUUAGUUUGCAGAGUUGAUCGAUAAAAAUUAAGUAAUGUUUCAUGAAUUUUUAUAACAUACUGAGUUGGAUGAACAAAUUAGUUGA